Plasmodium cynomolgi strain B is the source of this 4206-nucleotide messenger RNA. Its product is annotated as ATP dependent RNA helicase. Gene Ontology annotation, molecular function: ATP binding; RNA helicase activity; RNA binding. The coding region runs from base 1 to 4206 and encodes 1401 amino acids. The transcript has 2 exons. The record is from RefSeq and is a predicted model, not a curated record. NCBI's taxonomy places the organism in Eukaryota, Apicomplexa, Aconoidasida, Haemosporida, Plasmodiidae. Gene Ontology annotation, biological process: maturation of 5.8S rRNA; RNA catabolic process. Gene Ontology annotation, cellular component: nucleus.
AUGUCCGGAGGUAACAUCGAUGACUUAUUUAACGUGUUUGAGGAAAAUGACAUAGUAGAUAAUAUUUCCACAAAAGAUGAGGAGGGUGGUGAAAGGGGAAGUGGCGGAGUCCAGGCGGAUAACCAUCGCCAUGACGAAGUGAAUGAAGAGACACUCGGUAGGAUCCGUACUGAGAAGGGUGCAGUGGGAGGAGAGAGGCACUGUGGUGGGGAAAACGAAAGGGGUACCCACCCCGGUGAGGGUGAUGCAGGGGGAGGCGGACAAGGAGACACUAAAGGGGAAGCGGAACUGAAUGCGCAGCAGCGGGGCGUACCCUCCGCCCCCCUGGGGACACCGCAAAUCAACGUCGAAAACCUCAUUUCGUGCAAAAAGAGGGACCAGAAGGUGCAGAGCCAAAUCAAGCAGGAAAUAUACAACGACAUGCAAAACGUCGACGGUACGGUCAGAAGUGCAAGCAGCAAAGUGAGGAAGUUGAACGAAGAGCAAAACGGCGAGAACGGCCCAAAUGGCCAUAACAGCCAAAACGGCCAAAGCGGCCAAAACGGCAGAAAGGGCCAAAGCCACGCCGACGAAAGCGGACCGGUAGAAGAAACACUAAUCGAAAAUAGCAAAACGAUAAACAAUGACGAUGUACUCGUGUUGGAAGAGUUCCGCAGUGACGUCAAUUGUAUUCACAAGUGCAUCCGGCCAAGGAGCUACGUCCACAACAAGCUAAGUGAGACUCUCACUCCAGCCAGGACGUACAAAUUUGAAUUAGACACCUUCCAGAAAAAAUCCAUUGAAUGUUUGGAGCGAAACGAAAGCGUCCUCGUGUCAGCACACACGUCCGCCGGAAAAACUGUCAUCGCAGAGUACGCCAUCGCUCUAGGGUUAAGGGACAAGCAAAGAGUUAUCUACACGAGCCCUAUAAAAGCGUUAAGUAAUCAAAAAUACAGAGACCUGAGUGAAGAAUUUAAAGACGUCGGAUUGAUCACAGGAGAUAUUUCCAUAAAUCCUGAUGCUUCCAUCAUCGUCAUGACGACCGAAAUUUUGAGAUCCAUGUUGUACAGAGGCUCUUCCCUAACCAAAGAAGUAAAGUGGGUCAUUUUUGACGAAAUCCAUUACAUGCGAGACAGAGAUAGAGGAGUCAUAUGGGAAGAAACCAUCAUUUUACUACCACUCAUGGUGCGCUUUAUUUUCCUAAGUGCGACCAUCCCAAAUGGGAUUCAGUUCGCAGAAUGGGUAAGCAGCAUCAAAAGUCAAGCUUGUCACAUAGUCUACACAGAUUAUCGACCCACCCCUCUACAGCAUUAUAUCUACCCAACAUCUAGCGAAAGCGUUUUUCUCAUUUGCGAUGAAAAUAAAGAUUUUAAAAAAAAUAAUUUCAUCAAAGCAGUCAAUGCUAUCAAGGAAAAAAAUAACAUGUCAGAAGAUGGUCAGCACCAGAAUGGUAAUAGUAAGCAUAACAGACGGGCAAAAAAAAAUGUGUAUGAUAUUGAAAAAAUUGUACAGAUGUGCCACUCUCGUAAUUACACUCCUCUGAUCAUUUUUGCAUUUUCCAAAAAGGAGUGCGAAAUAAAUGCAACUACCAUGCAUAAAGUGGACCUAACGGACGACACAGAAAAGGAAGUCAUAAAAGAAUUGUACGAAAACGCCAUCCAAAUUUUAGCUGAUGAUGAUAGGGCUUUACCUCAGGUCCAAUUUAUUCUUCCACUCCUCUUAAGAGGAAUAGGAAUUCAUCAUGGUGGCCUACUACCAAUCAUUAAAGAAAUAAUAGAAAUUAUGUUUCAAGAAUCUUUGCUGAAAGUUUUAUUCAGUACAGAAACUUUUUCCAUGGGAAUUAAUAUGCCAGCGAAAACGGUCGUUUUUACAUCCUUGAAAAAAUUUGAUGGAGUAGAAAAACGAUUAAUAACAUCGGGGGAGUAUAUUCAAAUGGCUGGGAGAGCUGGAAGACGUGGAUUAGAUGACAGAGGAAUCGUUAUCAUUAUGUUAGAUAGUCCACUACAUUGGAGAGAGGCGGAAAAAUUAUUCGUCGGGGAAGCCAACAGAUUAGUUAGUCAGUUCCACCUGGGGUACAAUAUGAUUUUAAAUCUACUCAGAAUAGAAGGAAUUACUCCAGAGUUUAUGAUCGAGAGGUCCUUCAUUCAGUACCAAAUGAAGAAAAAUCUCUUCCAGAAAAUUAUGGUCAAAAAAAAAGUUGAAGAAAAAAUUAAAGAAAUUUUUAACCAACUGACUAGUGUCUACCUGGAUAAGGAUAACCAGGAGAUCAGUAAAGAAAAUCUUUUGAAGAAAAUUAUGGAUCAUAAUUAUGAGUGCAUCUCGGGGGAGCGGGGGGAAAUUAGUGCGACUGAAUUGGGGCGCACCCUACAUGGCGGACAAAAUGGAAACGCGAAAGGAGGUGUUGUACCCCCAGGGGUGGAAGCACAAAUAGGUAUCGACGAGAAGGACGUCACCGACGAGAAGGAUGGCACCCACGCCGAACACACCGUCGACGUCGGGAGGAGCGAAACGGUCGCCACGCUCAACGAUGAAAACUUCACCAUAAACGAUCAGCUCAAAAACUACAACACGGUGUUUUCCUGCAUUUCCAAUUACUACAUAUUAAGAAACAAACUGAUCGAGCUGGGCGAAACCUACAGGUCUAUACUGACUGCCAGGAAAAACAUCACCCCCUACUUGGCCAUGGGGAGACUGCUCUACCUGGUGGAGGACGACUUCAGAUGGGGUUGGGCCAUAUGCAUUGAGGGAAAAAUUGUGGAGCGAGCGAUCGGGGGCCGCACCGCCGGGCGCAACAAUGCCACCAGGGGCGCAAAAGGGGCGAAUUCAGCAAAAGGGGCGAAUUCAACAAACGCUUCUAACCCCGCUAACCACGCUAACGAAGCUGAUGGCGGCGUGCUGCUCGUGGACUGCCUAGUGCCCUACAGCCAAAACAGAAAAAGGAAACUGUCCCAAAGUGACAACGAAGAGGAAGAAGACACGCACAAGGAAUUCGAACCAGCUACCGAUAGGAUGAAGGCUAAAUGGAAACUCAUCACCUUUCACGUCAAAUGCAUCUACCAAAUUUCUGCUGUCGUCUUAAACCUAGAUAAACCAUUUGACAAAAAAAAUGAAGAACAAAUUAUGAACGCCAAAAUGAAAUAUAACACCAUGGUGACCUGCCUGAAAGGAGAAAAAAACAUCCCAGUCAUUAACCCACACCAAAUGGAAAUCAAAGAUGAAGGCUUCCUCAAAAUCGUAAAAAAUAUUAACUACCACGAACAUAUGUUAAAUAGAAAUAAAUUACUUAAUAGUCGAAACCUGCAUAAGUAUUACCAACUGUACAACAUGUAUGUCGCUUUGCAAUUCGAGAAGAACCUUUUAGAGGCCAACAUAGAGAAGUGCCGAUUCAUAGUCUUAAAGAAGGAACUCAAAAAUAUGCUCGUCCUUCUGCAAGGCCUGAAUUAUAUCGAAAUUUCUCACUUGGAAGGGGAGGGCGCGCAGAAGGGGACAAGCGCCAAGGAAAUUAAGGGGGAAGAACUCAUGGUGGAAGACAUCAAGGGGGAAGAAGUCAAGGGGGAAGACAUCAAGGGGGAUGAAGUCAAGGGGGAAGACGUCCAACUGGAGAAGGUCCAAUCGGAGGAAGUCAAAGCAGAGCAUCAGACCCACCAGAACGGACGCAGCAGCGGAGGGGACCUCGCCCCGACCGAAGAAACAAGCUACGUCGUGACCAUGAAAGGACAAAUCGCCAGUGCCAUCCUCAGUGUGGACGAAUUAGUCAUUUCGGAGUUAUUCUUCUCCAACUUUUUUAGUAAGUACAACUACGACUACAUAUGUGCCUUUCUCUCCUGCUUUGUCUAUGACGAAUCCUCAAACAAAGAAGUCGCCAUUAACGACCCAGUUCUUGUGGAGGGCUACGAACAGAUAAUCAAAACCGCUACGCACCUUUCCAAUAAAAUGAACGAAUGUGGAAUGAACAUAAAUUUGAAGGACUACCUGGACAAAUUUAAGUCCGCCAUCAUGCCCAUCGUCUUGCAGUGGGUGCGCGGCUACUCCUUUAUGGAAAUUCUCACCGACUCGCAGAUAUACGAGGGGUCCAUCAUACGGACGCUCAGGCGCUUGGACGAACUGCUCAGACAAAUGAUCUGCGCGUUCAGAGGAAUCAACAACGACAGCAUGUGCGAAAUUUUGACAGAGGCAACCAAAAAGCUACGACGCGGUAUCCCCUUCUCCCCUUCUUUGUACCUAUAA